Molecule: messenger RNA, 6878 nt
Organism: Ctenopharyngodon idella (grass carp)
Lineage: Eukaryota; Metazoa; Chordata; Actinopteri; Cypriniformes; Xenocyprididae
Gene: kcnj12b
Product: potassium inwardly rectifying channel subfamily J member 12b
Exons: 2
Coding region: 791-2059 (422 amino acids)
Biological process (GO): potassium ion import across plasma membrane; regulation of monoatomic ion transmembrane transport
Cellular component (GO): plasma membrane
Molecular function (GO): inward rectifier potassium channel activity
Source: RefSeq, a predicted model, not a curated record
AAAAAGAUCUUCAGGAAUUGCUUGUCUCACAGACUCACGAGAACACUUGUAUCAGUCUGUAAUCUAUUCAGCCAACGUAGAGGGCAGUAAAAUGUACUUAUUCUGGUUUUGUGCAUGAACACCAGGCUGCUUUUCAAGAGCUCUGCGAUUGAGGUAUAGCAUCAGUGAGACCGUGAUCCCUGCAAAUGCCAACUUUAGAGAGAGAGAGGGAGCAAACGAGAGAGAGAGGGUGUGAAAAACUGCAGCAAAGAUCAGAUAGCAGACAAGGGUGAGAGAGAAAGAAAAAAGGAGAGAAAAAGAGAGAGCGGUGUUUUAAACGCUAAAAGAGAGAAUCACUGAUGAGGUGUCGCACCGGAACAUUAGGGAAUCUCUGGACACGCAAGACCCUCGAGGAUGACCACGGCAGUGCUGAGAUUACUGAAACGUCAGAACAACUCUAGGGAACGCUGAUGGAACGUUCUGAGGUUGUUAGCAUAUAAUCUGCAGGCUUUAGAGAAGAACCUCCUUCGAAUACAUGCGUACAUGUGUGCGAGUUUCCUUCUGUGUAUGUGACGCUAAAGAUGAGGACCUCGUUGGACAGUCAGGAUCCCUUUUUUUUCUUUGAAAGGGUGUUUUUUCCUGCAGGGGAACUGUGAGAAAUUCAAUGGAAUCAUGCUUUAGCUCAACUUCAGAUCUCUCUUUUACAUAUUUCCAUGCACACAAAGGGAAGAAAAAAGGCAACACAAACUGAUCCAGAGCUGCUUUGGUACUCUCUCCCACUUACGGAUUGGUUCUGGCCAGGCAGAGUGGCAUGAGUGUGGGCAAGCCCCACCGCUACAACAUUGUGUCAUCGUCGGAGGAGGACGUGUACCGCCACGGCAACAUGCCCGCCCUCGGCAAUGGCUUUGGUAACGGCAAAAUCCAGACACGCCGGAAGGUGCGGAGCCGCUUUGUAAACAAGACAGGCCAGUGCAAUGUCAGUUUCUCUCAUAUGGACGAGCAAUCCCAGCGCUACCUCGCCGACAUCUUUACCACCUGUGUGGACAUUCGCUGGCGCUGGAUGUUCGUCCUUUUCUCCCUUGCAUUUGUCCUGUCUUGGCUCGCAUUCGGGUUCGCCUUCUGGCUUAUUGCUCUUGUCCAUGGCGACUUAGACCGGCCCUCUCAAGACGACUUCACACCAUGCGUCAUGCAGGUCAACAGCUUUGUCGCAGCAUUCUUGUUCUCGGUUGAGACGCAAACGACGAUUGGCUACGGAUUCCGCUGCGUGACUGAGGAGUGUCCUUUAGCGGUGUUCAUGGUCGUCUUCCAGUCCAUUGUGGGGUGCAUCAUUGACUCUUUCAUGAUUGGUGCCAUCAUGGCCAAAAUGGCACGACCUAAGAAACGGGCAGAAACGAUACUGUUCUCACAAAAUGCUGUCAUCGCUAUGCGUGACGGGAAGCUGUGCCUCAUGUGGCGGGUUGGGAACUUGAGGAAAAGUCACAUUGUAGAGGCUCACGUACGGGCACAGCUAAUUAAGCCCCGAAUCACAGAAGAGGGGGAGUACAUACCUCUCGAUCAGAUCGACAUCAAUGUGGGAUACGACCAAGGUCUUGACCGCAUCUUCCUGGUUGCUCCCCUCACCAUCCUACAUGAGAUAAACGAGGAGAGUCCGUUGUUUGGAAUCAGCAAGCAGGACCUGGAAACGUCAGAUUUUGAGAUAGUGGUCAUACUGGAAGGGAUGGUCGAGGCGACUGCGAUGACGGCUCAGGUGCGUAGCUCAUACCUGGCCAGCGAGAUUUUAUGGGGUCAUCGCUUUGAGCCUGUGGUGUUUGAGGAACGCAACCAGUAUAAGGUGGACUACUCGCACUUUCACAAGACCUACGAGGUUCCCUCAACGCCACGUUGCAGUGCCAAAGAUAUGGAGGAGAACAAAUCCUUGGAAUCUGGCGCCAACUUCUGCUAUGAGAAUGAGUUAGCCUUCAUUAGUAGGGAUGAAGAGGAGCAGGAAGAGAACAGGGCUGAGAGGGGGACUGAGCUAGAGACCCUUUCAGCCAAUCUGAACUUCGAUCAGAGGUCGUAUCACAAAGAAUCUGAAAUAUGACCUCUGAUUGUCACCUUCGAAAACUUUGCUUUAUCGUAGACUCAGCCUAUUCUUUUAGCGUCGGUUGUAACGAAUAGAUACAGAGAAAUGCAAGUGCCAUAUGAAACCUUGACCCACUGUCCUAGUGCCAUGCUUUAGUCGAGGGCAGGUCAGGAAAAGAAAGUGCUUUUUGUAGUUGUCAGAAAUGUGAGGCCUUCCUGUAGGAAAACUUGAAAUCUGAUUAUCUGUUUCAUACUGUAGUUUGAAGUGAUAGCUUUAAGUAGUAUCAUUAUGCAAUACUAAGCUAGCCUGGGUGCCAUACUGACUAAAUCUUUGUCUUGUAUACAAAAUUUGCACAAAAUAGGUUGUUAACCACUACUAGUGUUUUUGCUUGGAUAUUGAGUAGGACAUGAUACACUCUUGUUUAGUGUUAUUUACAGCAAUAAAGUGACUUGAAGACUUUAUUUAUGCUCUCCAUAUUCUACUGAUUUUUUCCCACUACGUCAGAGCAAAGACUGCAAUGUCUGAUAGUUUUAUUUUUACCAUGUAAUGAGGUACUACUAUAGAGGUGUGUGGAAAAUAAUUAACACCUAAACAGACACUGCCAACUGACAAUGAGCACAAUGGCUCCCAGGCUAGCAAAUAGCAAAGACACAAAACUAUUUAUUCAGCAUUAGAAAGUGAGUAGAUAAAUAUAUGAGUAUGUGAGCAGAUGAGUGAAAGAUAAGACAUGAUGGGAUACAGUUAAACUCUUUUUUUUCCCCACAACAUACCACCAUUCACAUUCAUGCUCAGGACAAACACCCUUGUAUAAAACAGCUUACUCACAAUGACAGCCAGAUGAACAUGUUUCAUGUUGCUUUAAUGAUAUAUUAAACCCACAAGUCCUGGUUUUCUAUGUGUGGUAGCCUUUCACAAAUUUUGAAGCUCUAAAACAAGGUAUUUACAAUGUUACAUGUUUUGCUACAGCAAUGGCUACAUUGUGCUAGUGUGUGUUUUAUGAGGUAUGACCUUCAAUAUGACCUUUCUUUAUUGAGUUUUUGUCCUCAGUAUCAAAACAGCUGCCCACUUGCGAAUGUGAAAGGAAAUGAUCAAUACUAAAAGCUACUUCUAUAGUAGAUGCUAAAGAAUAAAAAAUCAGUAUCAGCUAAAAAAACAAAAACAAAAACAAAACAAAACAUUUUCUUUAUCAGUUUAAUUAUCUAUAUUUUUUUUUUGCUUACCCGGUUGGUGAAUUGUUUUUCAUUGUUUUAAGCAUAAAUUUGGUGAGAUAAACAAGUUCUUUUUCAAAAAGACCUUAUAUCUUACACAAUUUUGCUUCUACAUUUACUGUUAAUAAAAAACAAAAAACUAAAAUAAUCAAAAACCAAAAAAAUUGAUUAAUAAAAUGAUUUUUUGCAGUGCAAUUUAAGUUGCAACGCCAUGCAAUAUUUCACAGGGUGAAACUAAACUAAAUGGUCAACAUUCAGCAUAAUAUGACAAGUCCAUUUAAUUACACAAGUAUAUUUCCACUCACAGAGCUUGAAAUGAAUUUCAUCAAGCAACUAACAACAGACCAACACUAACCACCCACCUGGGUAUCUUACAUGAUAAUUACAGAUCUCGACAAUCUCCCUCCUUUUUAAAAUCAGAGCAAAGAGAAUGGGAGAGAAUGGGAGAGGUGAGAACGAGAGCCGGAGACAAAAGCGAGAGCGUUCACCCACUCACCUCAUCCAUCACUUUGCUCUGUGGGGGCAAAUAAGAGUGCCUGAUUAAAUAAAGAAGGCAUAAUAUAAGAUGAUUUAAAUAAAUUAAAUGUUUCAUGAAGGUAGAUUAUAGCCAAAGUCUUCCACUAUCACAGAGAAAAAGAGAUGAUCCCCUCAACAUCGUCCACUCUCCAAAAAUACAGUACUAUGCUACACUACGUCAUGAAACCAUUAUAUAACCCACAGCCACACAGCUGAUUGUUUUUAAAUUGCUGUCUGGUCAUGAAAGGAAAAUUGAGUCAUUAUUCACACUAUUUUAUGCAGCAGCAUGGCUGGUUCCAGGUCACGUCCUCAUAACCUCUUCAGUUGGGUUUCUGAGGGUGAAAGUGAGUCAUGACAGCUCAUGCUGAUUUCAGCUCUUCAGAAAUGAAGGCAACAUGGAUAUAAAAUAGUGAGGUACUUUAUUGCAAAUGAGCUUAGCCUUGCAGGAAAAACCAGGUCAUACCAGUUUAAGGUGCUCAAGCUGAUUUUUUAAAAUUAUGCUAGCUGAUUUUUGCUGGUCCAAAGAGGUGUACCAGCUCUAACCUGCUUGACUAAUUUGAUCUACAGGUCAAAACCAAUACAAGCAGGUUUUCCCGCUGAUCAACCAACCAGCUUGACCAUUAAUGAUCACCUUGGACCAACAACCAUGUAAAACCAUCUCUGACCAGAUCUAGAUUUUCCAGCAGAGAAAGAAAAUAAGCGGGUGAUGCAACUAAAGACGACAUAGAAAUACAAACCUACAUCAACCUUCUUUUGAAACGCAAUAAAUAAAUGUCUUCUCAGCAAUAGGAUCCAGAAGUGUACCUCAAUGAAUUAGAGCUAUCUGUAAUAAAGUAAUAAACCUGAGUGAUGAUGUGUAACUUUGUGCAGCUGGAUGUGAGAGAGUGAAAGAAAUCUGAAGAUAUUUACAUCGAUGAGUUCCAGGAAAACAGGUGCAUUUUAUAACCAUUAAGGCCCAUUAAGGAAAGUUUACACUAGUGCGUUUUCGUUUUAAAACGCAUACGUUUUGCUGCGGUUAUGCUUGUCAUUUACACUACGCUGGCGUUUGGAACCUCGAAAACGGAGACUUUUGAAAACGUUUUAUGCCCCGUUUACACUAGUGUGUUUUCGUUUUAAAACGCAUUAGUUUUGCUACGGUUCCGGCUGUCGUUUACACUACGGCGGCGUUUUCAAACCUCGAAAACGGAGACUUUCGAAAACGCUGCAGAGCCCGUUUUAGUUUGAAAACGCCGGAGUUGCGUUUCAAUGUAAACGUAACAAAAUGGAGACUUUUGAAAAUGAUGGCGUGGCUGCCUGCAUUCGCUUUGCGUAUCCUUGACGAUCGUGUAAACAAUAACAUGGAGACUGAACUGCAAUCUUUGCUGGCUUUGUUGUCAUUUUUAGCAGCCAUUGUGCAGUUAAACUCUGCAUUUUUUUAAUACUGCAGCUGCCUACAUGCGCAAGAGGCAGCUGUCUACACUUGUACGCGCAUGCAGUGUCCAUGAACGGUCAUGUGACAUGCGUUUUCGGCUGUGUAGUGUAGACGGAGAUUGUUUCUGAAACGCCAGUGCAGACGAGGAUCAUUUUCAUUUUAAAUCGCUGUUUUAAAACAAAAACGCACUAGUGUAAACGGGGCCUAAAUCUGUAUCAAAUGUCACCUUAAGCUGCAUAAAGUUAUUAGAUUACAUAAUUCAAACAGGGAGAGGGAGAAUCAGGGAAACGAUUCAACACUGGCAUGACAUGAGGAUAUAACUGAUUAAGUGUAAUAUUUAGAGGUGAAUCUUUUUCUGUCAGAAGCUGUGUAAUCUACUGUAGCAUGAAACAAAUGUCAUUGCAAUGCGAGGGAGUGAAGUGUGAGUUCACUGAUUAAUAUCAACUAUCCACACUCUGCACUCUAAUGGUCAACUGUAUUUAAGCACAAAAUAAAGUAAGAAAUAAGAAUGAAACUUCAUUUGAGUAAUAGGCAAGGUGAAGUUACUUUAUUACUAUUGUAAAUUAUUCAAAUGCUGUUAUAUAACAAAUCUUGCUCGAGCUUUACGGGUAUCCCGCUGUCUGUCAUCGGAUGAGGAUCAUAACACACAUAACCAUGGUGACAAAUGUAACCACGGUAACAGUCUAUCUAUAAUUAUUGGUCGUAUAGGCCUAUCUAUAGAUUUGUUUCUUUCUUGUUCCACUGUUGCACCUUAGAAAUCCACGAUUGCUUAUUUACCAGCAUUUCUUCAAUUUACCAUAAAUUCAAGCUAUCAAAGUUUUUCAGAUCUGUAAUUCUAAAGCACAACAGCAUAAGAAUUUUGGAUUGUAACUUUAAAAACUAAGAAUUAAUUAAGCAAACACAUAGGCUACGAACUCUGUUCCUACGGCCAUUGAGAAGGAGAGCAAGACCACAUGCCCCAGUUUCACUAGUCAACUUCUGUGCUUUGUGUUCCACUCCAGGGAAUGUCUCUAAUUGCCAUCUCUCUUUUAGUACAUUAUAACUAUGGGAACAAGAAGCAUGCGUGCCCUAUAGGUUCAAGCCUAAAAGCUUUGAGAAUACUUGUCACAUACAAAGGUCAAAGAGAUCGUGUACAUUUGCCUUCUGAGAAGGCUGGUAAUUAACGCCAAAUAUAACACAGAACCAGGAGAGAACAUGGAAGCGCGGAUUCAGCAUUUACGCGUCUACUCGAGCACUCCUUACAUAAUCCACAAAAAUGGUAAUGAUGCAGGGAUUUAAAAUAUAGAUCCGAGUACUGAAGGUUUAACAUUAACAUUUUUAAAAAAAAUUAAUGUGAACAUUAAGUUUUGAUAUUGAGCUCAAGACUUUUGGAAAGACAAAACAAUCAAUCAAUGCAUAUCACAGUAAAACAGCACACCAUGUCACUGACAAGAUUUCAUCUCAGCAAUAGGAUCCAGAAGUGUACCUUAAUAAAUCAGAACUGCACAAUCAGGGAGUUUAUAUUCUACAAUUAAACAGGAAAAAGUAUUAAACCUGAGUAGUGAUGUUACUUUGUGUAUAGCUGGAUGUAAGAGAGUGUGAAAGAUAAGUAUAUAUACACCACUGAGUUCUAGGAAAACGGGUCCAUUAAAUCUGUAUCAAAUCUCACCUUCAACUGCAUGAAGUCUUAAAUUAUGAAGUAUUAAAUUAUGUGAUUACAGUA